AUGCACCACGUCAUUACCAAGCGACGCAAGACAGUGGCGCGAUCGACGCUUUCGAACGCGACACUGCAACACGUCGCCGAGUACAUUCGCGAUACGAAGGACAUGACAGCCUUUCUGGCUGCUUUGCCCGAGCCGCACCAGUCGGCCCCUCUGCGAGCCCUCGGCGUGCUCUUGAGCGCCGUGCGCGACCGUCGCUUUCCUCAGCUCGAUACAAACGGGUCGACCAUGUCGGAGCUGUCGUCACGGCUGCUUGUGCCCGAUUGCAUUACCGAGGACUACGACCUUCGCCGCGCGAUUGCUACCUACGCGUCGAUGGCGCCGCGUGUUCCGGUUGCUGCCAAGAUGUCACCGUGGUUCUGCAUCCCGCCGCAAGCGCAGCUCGAGGUUGCCACCGUCCAGACGCGUGACGAGCUCGCGUACGUGACGACACACUGGUCGCACCAAGCCGUGACGUUGCGCGUUGAACUGGGUGAGCUCGUCGUUGACGAUGUCUGCCGCGCUCUGCAGGCACUGCCACAGCUGCGCUGCCUUGACCUCACAUGGCCGGUGUCGGCGUCAGUAACGCAGCAGGCCGCCCUGUUUUCAAACCUCAUGAGCUCCAACGUGGAGGAGCUCCACCUAUGCUACAACAAAGGCAGCUCGGCACCUUGGACGAAAGCCGUCGUGGACGCCUUUGUCGCGUGGACAUCGAGCGCGGUCAUCAAGACGCUGUCGUUGGUUCGUCUUUGUGUGGCCCCCGGCGAUGCACCCGUGCUUGCAGCCGCCCUCCUGGGUUCGAAGUCCCUCCGAUCGCUCCACGUCGAGUACGGCAAAGUUCCCCGCGCGCUCUUUGCGCUCGGCCAACGACUUCCAUCCCAAUUGACGGCGCUCACAACGUACUUGGAUGCGGACUGCAACGUCGACGGGUUUCUUGAGACGAUCAGCGGCUCCAGCUUGCGCACGCUCGAAGUUGCUGUCACGACCCGGCUUUCGCCAAAGACAACGACGCGGCUUUGCCGCGUCAUUUCGAGUCUGACGCACCUGCGACACCUUGGUCUCUGGGGCGCGCUGGACCUUCGACCGUCGGCAAUGACGUGGUUAAGUCAGUGUUUACAGCAACUCGCGACGCUGCGGCUCCGGGGCACAUCCGUGUGCGAUACUGGCGCGAUGCUGCUGGCGAUGGCGCUGCCGACAUGCGUGCGAUUGCAAGAGCUGUGCUUGUUCAACCAGUCGUGCACGCACGUGGCAGCCAAAGCACUCGCCGCCGCGAUUCCAGCCUGCCCGACGCUCAAGGUGCUGGAUAUGUCCUUCAACGAGCUCGGAUCGGUCGGCCUUCUAGCGCUACUGCCUAUCAUGCGGUGCCUCGACAGCCUGGCGCUGCGAGGCAGCGGCAUCGACGACGACGGCGCCAAUGUGCUCUGCCGCAUGAUGCACGAUACGGACCACUUGCGAAAGCUCAACCUGAGCGCCAACCCGCUCUCGACCGCAGCCGUGCUUUGGGUGAUCCGCGCGGUGGCCGAGUCGUUUGUUCGCGACGGCGUCGUCGAUUUGCGUGAGAUUGUCAACGAUGAGAACGACCUAAACGAGUGCUGGGAUUUUGCCCGCGAAACCUUGCCGUACAGUAGCUGGUGCAAACUCGACGUGCUAUCGUACUAA
Messenger RNA from Saprolegnia diclina VS20, 1635 nucleotides. RefSeq lists its product as hypothetical. Gene Ontology annotation, molecular function: protein binding. Lineage: Eukaryota; Oomycota; Saprolegniomycetes; Saprolegniales; Saprolegniaceae. Gene Ontology annotation, biological process: positive regulation of MHC class I biosynthetic process; inflammatory response; positive regulation of MHC class II biosynthetic process. The record is from RefSeq and is a predicted model, not a curated record. The coding region runs from base 1 to 1635 and encodes 544 amino acids. The transcript has a single exon.